This is a messenger RNA of Triticum turgidum subsp. durum (durum wheat), 282 nucleotides long. The record is from the annotation of a GenBank genome assembly. Lineage: Eukaryota; Viridiplantae; Streptophyta; Magnoliopsida; Poales; Poaceae.
AUGCGCGAAAGAGGUUUACACGAAUGCCCUAUACAACUUAGAGGUAAUGGGGAGGGUUCAGUGAUGAGGCUUGUUCGGAUGCUUGAGAUGAGGCUUGUUCGGAUGCUUGAGAUGAGGCUUGUUCCAAUGCUUGACAUGAGGCUUGUUCAGAUGCUUGAGAUGAGGCUUGUUCCAAUGCUUGACAUGAGGCUUGUUCAGAUGCUUGAGAUGAGGCUUGUUCCGAUUCUUGACAUGAGGCUUGUUCAGAUGCUUGAGAUGAGCUUGUUCAGAUACUUGAGAUGA